AUGCUGCUGAAACACUCAAUUAUUGAUAGAAACAAAUGUAAUCUGACCAAUAGAUUUGCAAAUGGAGUAAUAUUUGCAGAGCAUACUACUCUAACAAUCAAAAACUGUACAAUCACACAAAAUCAAGGAUAUUCUUUAUUUUCUCCUUAUAGUUCAACUAUUAAUGUUGAUUCAAGUUAUUUAGAUGAAAAUCCAAAUACUGAAAAUGUAACAAUUAAAAAUACUGUAAACUCAUUUGAUAUUCCAAUGAACUCAUAUGAUACAUAUAAAUGCAGAAUUUUUUACGAUCCUUAUAUCAUUAUCAAAAGUUUCCAGAUUCAAAAUAAGCUUAUUUAUAAACAAACAGGUUCAAUAAUUCAAGGGAGUGGAGUUUUUCUAUCCAACUCUAAAAUCAAUACGGUUACUGUAAUAUCAUCGAUUGGUCAACAAGAGAAUAUCAAUGUGGAUUCGAAUAACUUUUCCUUUAAUCUCAACAUUACAGAUUCCCUUGAAUUAGGUACCCAAACUUUAGCUAUUAAAUUAAAAUUCGACAAUUAUGAAUCAAAUGAAAUUUCAGAUUCGUUAACUUUAAUUGGCAAUUUAACGAUAAAUAUAACAAAGGUUUUCCACAAUGAAACGUAUGUAGCCAUAUCAGGAGAGAUUAUAUAUAGUACAGUAAACUACAACAUCGAAUUAACUGCAUCAAUUGAUUCAACUGAUGAAGCCAAAAUUAAUUUUGUUCCUGAUCAAAAUGAAUUGACAAAGCCAUUUUCAAUUGCCAUACAGAUUUCUAAUGAAUUACAACCAGGAAAUCAUACAAUACAUUUAAAAGCUUACCAAAGCGAUGUUGACAAAUAUAUAGGUGAAGCUCAAUUUGAUUACACAGUAACUUCACAAGAAGACCCUUCAACGGAAGAACCUUCACAAGAAGAGCCUUCACAAGAAGACCCUUCACAAGUAGAACCUUCAAAGGAAGCGCCUUCAAAAGUAGAAACGACUCCGUUCCAAGAAAAAUACUUUAUUUCCAAGUAUCUUCGCCGCUAA
Molecule: messenger RNA, 1023 nt
Organism: Trichomonas vaginalis G3
Lineage: Eukaryota; Parabasalia; Trichomonadida; Trichomonadidae
Exons: 1
Coding region: 1-1023 (340 amino acids)
Source: RefSeq, a predicted model, not a curated record